AACGGGCAGCUUGGCGGGAACCGGAAGUGUGCGCACCGGGAACCGGUCCCCAGUGAACGCCACCGGAAGUAGUGAUUGCUAGGGGGAUACCCUCGUUCGGCAUGGCGGCGAUUCCCCCUGACACCUGGCAGCCGCCCAACGUCUACCUGGAGACUAGCAUGGGGAUCAUUGUUCUGGAGCUGUACUGGAAGCACGCCCCAAAGACCUGCAAGAACUUUGCAGAGCUGGCUCGGCGGGGCUACUACAACGGCACCAAAUUCCACAGGAUCAUCAAGGACUUCAUGAUCCAAGGCGGUGACCCGACAGGGACAGGUCGAGGCGGCGCGUCUAUCUACGGCAAACAGUUUGAAGACGAGCUUCAUCCGGACCUGAAGUUCACUGGGGCUGGGAUUCUCGCAAUGGCCAAUGCAGGGCCAGACACCAAUGGCAGCCAGUUCUUUGUAACCCUGGCCCCCACCCAGUGGCUGGAUGGCAAACAUACCAUUUUUGGCCGAGUAUGCCAGGGUAUAGGAAUGGUGAAUCGAGUGGGCAUGGUGGAAACAAACUCCCAGGACCGUCCCGUGGAUGACGUGAAGAUCCUUAAGGCAUACCCUUCUGGGUAGAUGUGAUGCUGUCUCGGGCACACCCAGGUCCUCGUCAGCCAUCUUCCGGAUGACCUCGAGUGCCAUGUGCUUCUUGCACACCUCCUCUGAAGCAGAAGGGUCGUCUUUGGGAACAUUUGUAUUCUGGCCAAUGGUCACAGACUUGAAAAGCUGGCAGCGCCGAUGAGGCGCAUUAACUGCACAGCCCCUUCCAGCCUCCAGUGCGCACUUCCAGGAAUACGCACACAGCUCUCCCUGUUUCCCUUCCAGAGCCUGAGCAGCCACGCUGCCGCUGACACUGAACAGCCCACGCAAAGCCAUGUUGGGUUUUUGCCAAAGGAAAAAUGCAUCCAACAAGCAAGUUGCUGAGAAGGUGUCGAGUGGGGAAUGAAAAUGUGAAAUGAUGGAGCCGUGAAUCUCUGAAGGGAAGCAGAGCAGUGCCUAUCCCCCCCCACACACACACAGACACACAGACCCAGGGAGGGAGCAGCGGUCUAGUGAGUACAAGGCCAGGCCUGCACGAGCUCCCACAGGAGGUGACACUCCUAGGGCUUUGGAAAAAGUAGGCAAGAGCUUUUUAUACAUGACAUAAUUCAGUUUUUUUUUUUUUUUUUUUUUUUUUUUUUUAAUCUUUUUGGAUUUGCAGGGUGGUCGGGGUGAGAGGAAGGGUGUUGGUACCUAUGUAAACAUGGAGAUUUCCACAGUAAAGCAUUGUUGCUGGUGAAA
Molecule: messenger RNA, 1307 nt
Organism: Psammomys obesus (fat sand rat)
Lineage: Eukaryota; Metazoa; Chordata; Mammalia; Rodentia; Muridae
Gene: Ppil1
Product: peptidylprolyl isomerase like 1
Exons: 4
Coding region: 102-602 (166 amino acids)
Biological process (GO): protein folding; protein peptidyl-prolyl isomerization
Cellular component (GO): catalytic step 2 spliceosome
Molecular function (GO): peptidyl-prolyl cis-trans isomerase activity
Source: RefSeq, a predicted model, not a curated record